UGUUUACAAAUGUUCUGAAUGUUGUGUGGAGGGUGCUGAAGUAAACUUCUUUCCUGAGGCUGCAGGGUCUGGAUUAUUUGCUGGGGGGUUGGGCAGUUUAGUCAGCUGAUGAGCACCCCCCCAUUAACUUUGCAAGUAGAAUAGAGCCGGAGGGUGGGGUGUCCCCAGAGUUGUGGCCUGCAGGGGAGGCCAGGUGAGGCCUGCCGGGGCAGCUUGCACCUGAGCCGUUCCGAUGCGCAGAACCUGAGCCUCGGAGAUGGCAGCCGCCCACCUCCCUGGUGCAGGACGACUGUGGUCUGUCCCUGGGCCCUUGGUCCUGAGCUGCUGGCCAAGUUCUGAAACAUGUGAGUAGGGGCUGGAUUGGAAGUGGGGCAGCAACUGCUCGGUGGCCGGCGGCCCCAUACCUGCUGGGGACCCGUGUCCUGGUUUGUUCUGCCACUUGCCUCUUGUGGGAGUCUCUCUAUUCCUGUGCCCUGGAAGCCUCUCCGAGGGUGGAGGCCCCUGUGUGCGACCUGUGGGUACCACUCUCGGGGCUCGCUGCACGGCUGGAGACGUGAGCAGUACAAGGUUAGGAGCAGGUGGCUCAGCAAACCCCUGGGACAUGUGCUUGAAGAGUCUGCGCCUUAAUGCCCUUGCUGGGCGCAGCUGAUCAGAGAACUUUCUAGAGCAUUUCCUUCCUGAUGUGCAUUUCUCUUCAGGAUCCACAGAUGGAGUCAGUGGAAAAGACAGCAACUCGAAGUGAGCAGAAGUCCAGUAGGAAGUUCCUGAAGAGCCUCGUCCGGAAGCAGCCGCAGGAGCUGCUGCUGGUCAUCGGGACGGGGGUCAGUGCGGCUGUGGCCCCGGGCAUCCCAGCGCUGUGCUCAUGGCGGAGCUGCAUCGAGGCUGUCAUCGAGGCCGCAGAACAGCUGGAGGUGCUGCACCCGGGUGAUGUUGCCGAGUUCCGCAGGAAGGUGACGAAGGACAGGGACCUGCUGGUGGUAGCCCAUGACCUGAUCCGGAAGAUGUCCCCUCGCACGGGCGACACCAAGCCCAACUUCUUCCAGGACUGCCUGAUGGAGGUCUUCGACAGCCUGGAGCAGCACAUCCAGAACCCCGCGGUGCUGCAGGCUAUCCUUCGCCUCAUGGACAGGGGCACCAUGGUGCUGACCACCAACUACGACAACCUGCUGGAGCUGUUUGGACAGCAGCAGAGCAAGCCCAUGGAGUCUCUGGACCUUAAGGACAAGACCAAGGUCCUGCAGUGGGCGAGAGGCCACAUCAAGUACGGGGUCUUGCACAUCCAUGGCCUGUACACGGACCCCUGUGGGCUGGUGCUGGACCCGUCGGGGUACAAAGAUGUCACUCAAGACCCAGAAGUGAUGGAAGUCCUGCAGAACCUGUACCGCACCAAGUCCUUCCUGUUCAUGGGCUGCGGGGAGACGCUGCGCGACCAGAUCUUCCAGGCGCUCUUCCUGUACUCGGUGCCCGACAAGGUGGACCUGGAGCACUACAUGGUGGUGCUCAAGGAGAACGAGGACCACUUCUUCAAGCAGCAGGCUGACAUGCUCCUGCAUGGCAUCAAGGUGGUGUCCUACGGGGACUGCUUCGCCCACUUCCCGGGCUACGUGCAGGAGCUGGCCACGCAGAUCUGCAGGCAGUCCAGUCCAGAUGCUGAGCGCGUGGACAGCACCACGUUAUUGGGUAAUGCGUGUCAGGACUGUGCCAAGAGGAAGUUAGAAGAGAACGGAAUUGAAGUGUCCAAAAAGCUCCGCCAGUCGGACAGCGGUACGAUGAUGCUGGAGGGUCCUGAGCUCUGUGAAGCCCGUCAGACCUGAGACUUGAAGACCAGCCUCGCCACCACAGUGCCACGACCCAGCACGCGGUCUCAGCCGGGAGCCCCCGGCUGUGUUGUUACAUGGCCGGUGCUCGGACCCGCAUCAGGGACUCUGGAAGGACUGAUGGACAGCCGCCUUAGGGCCCAGCCCGUGGGCAGGCGUCCCCGGUUCCCGCUGGGUGCUCUCACACGCCCUAUUCCUGAGGAGAUGAGACCAAGACCAUCCCUGCAACGGGAGCUGCCGCGGAGAACUGGGCCCGUGUGGUGCAGGUUCUGUGUCGAAGCCUGUUGCCGGGGAACGUGUUGUGUGGGGGUUGCGUGUUAAGUAGUAAAGGAGUAGACACUCCAGGCACAGUCCGCCAGUGAAAAUGUCUCGUUCCUUGUGCUUCGGAAACAAAGGACAGGCCUGACUGCUGCUGUGCGGCGUGGGUGUCAUGGACGAGCCGGGGGCUGAGUGGCGAGGCCCAGCAUGUGACUGGGGAGGUACAGGCGAGGGUGAGACGAGCAGCGAGCUUUCAGGUGACACCUUCUGAGCUUUCCAAGUCUUUACCUCGGGGUAAGAGCUAAUAACCGUUCUUAUCUCCUAAGAUACUCUUGCUGGGCCGUGUCCAGGGAGCGCAGGGAGGCUGCAGGCGCCCUGCAUGUCUGGGGCUCACGACUUCCAGGGGGUGCUUCCUGCCAUGCCCCGUGAUGUGCCCACUGAUGGCACUGCAGCUCAGUCAGGCCCAGACAAAGAGCAGGACCCAUGCAGGCCGCGGGGGUGCCCGGGAGAGAUGCCUGAGGCCUGCUGAGACCGGUUUCCCCUCUUUGAAGCACGGACAACAAAUCUUUGCUGCUGUUCUGGUCAUAAAUAAAGCUUAAAGUGUGGCCUUGUUUGCUGAGGUCUCAAAAACUCAAAUGGUGCAUUUUGAAAGAUCUAUUGACUGUGAAGGCAGAGUUCUGUGGGCUGGGUGGGCUGGAGCUGCGAGCGGCAGCUGUCUGGCCUUCCCAAGGGCUGGCAGGCUCUUAAGCCGUCUCCAGGGGGUCUUCCCAGGUGUGGGUCGGGCUGGG
This is a messenger RNA of Ochotona curzoniae (black-lipped pika), 2863 nucleotides long. It is a transcript of the gene SIRAL2, whose product is annotated as family with sequence similarity 118 member A. The transcript is spliced from 8 exons. Bases 681 to 1814 code for a protein of 377 amino acids. Lineage: Eukaryota; Metazoa; Chordata; Mammalia; Lagomorpha; Ochotonidae. The record is from RefSeq and is a predicted model, not a curated record.